CAUUUUCUCUGCUCUCCUUGCCGAGUCGAGGAUUGGCUCAGCGCUGCUGCAGCCCGCCCUCCUCCUUCCCACGUCCCCUCCCCGGCAGCUUCGCUCCCUCUCUCCCGUGGCAUCAGGGCGUCAGCCUGCGAGAGCCGGCCUGGGGGGACAGCCGUGGGAAAAGGAGGGCGACGCUGGCUCCCCUUUGUCCCCCACGCCACCCCGGAGCACAGCACCAGUAACCCUCGGAACAAGUUACAGGGGCCUGCGGAGAGUGCCUCGCAACUUUUCGGCUGGAGGAGCGGGGAAAAAAAUAAUAACCCUGGUUCGGAAGAGGUUGCCAACAAGGGGACCAGUGCUCUUGCCCUGCCAGUCCACCCAAAGCUCUCUUCGUUGCCUGCUGCCCCAUCCGUGACUGGCUCCCACUCACCCAGCGCCAGCAGAAGACGGUGGAUUAACCUCUAAGUCCACAACCAGACACAGCUUCCAGCGACAUCUGCAGAACAGGGGGUGACCCAGACAGCCCCUGGGGACAUCUCGGUGCCACCACUGUCCUCAGCACUGAGGACGUGCUCUCCGAGGGUGAUUUCAUGAGCGCGACGUAGCGCAGGGAAGGAGGAAACCUGCCGAAAGCCAGAGUGACACGAGCUCUUACCCCAGGAGCAUCGGAGCACAAGCAAUGGGGAGGCUGGGGAUGUGACAGACCACCCCGGUGCUGGAAGCCUGGUGAGGGCUGAUUUUUGGAGCUUUUUCAAAGGCAGGGCGAAGGGUGCAACAACAUGAGCCUGGGGAAGCUGCCGGUGCUCAGCUGGGUGUCAGGCUCCCACGGCAAGCGGCGGCUGAAGUCGGAGCUGACGCCAGACAUGAUCAGCCCGCCGCUGGGCGACUUCCGGCACACCAUGCAUGUGGGGCGCGGCGGGGACGUCUUUGGGGACACCUCUUUCCUUAGCAACCACGGCGGGGCUGACACAGCCAAACCCAACAACUUCUUUGCCCGGACGCUGCGGCACGUCCGGCGGGCGCCGCUGAAGAGACGGGGCAGCGGGGGCCAGGCAGGCGCCUCGCCCGAGCCCCCAGCCAUCUCACCCAUCAUCAAGAACGCCGUCUCCCUGCCGCAGCUCAACGAGGGGAUGUAUGACGGAGGCGGCGGCGGCCGGGGCUUGACCAGCAAGUUCUCCUUCAAAAGUGCCUCCAACAGCUUCUCCAAAACACACCAGGCCUACGGGCUGGAGUCUGGAUUUUGUACCAUCCCUCGUGUCCCUCGCUUGGAAAAGGCCCAAGAGAGCACCCAUCCUGGGGAAGAUGAGCUGGAUCGCUCCGACUCCCUGCUGUCCUUCCGCCUAGACCUGGGGCCCUCCCUGAUGAGCGAGCUCCUUCAGGUGAUGAGCUUCUCUGAAACCAAUGGGAACGAGGUGGGGGAGGAUGGCCCACACUUCCUGUGUGAAGAGGAGACCAAGGACAGGGUCCCUCCAGCACCGCAUGUGUCCCACAAAGAGGACAAGGCAGCAUCCAGCUUCUGGGACCACUCCAGGCAGAGCAACCUGUCAGGGGCCAGCUCGCUGCCGGGUCUGUCGGUCCAUGCCAACGGAGAGGCACACACCAUCGAAGGUGCUGGAGCGAACUCUGUCCGGGCUGCAGGGCCAGGGGCGGCACCCAGAGGGUCCCCGUGGCAGGCCCACUGGAACGACUGCACCAUUGAGGCUGGAGAAUUUGACCGUGCAGCCCAGGUCCUGGCCCGCCAUUACGGUGGGACCAGCACCCCACGGAGCUCGGAGAAGGGCGAGGGUCCCCGGCAGGCCCGGACACAGACCCUGUGGGAGAGCCCCAGCAGCAGCUUGUGGGGGUCGCAGGUGACAAGGGAGAGCCGGUCCCCCGAGGUCAGCUGGAACCAAGGAGAGGAGGAGGAGGAGGAGACCAAGCUCUCCAGCCUGCAGGAAAGCUGCAGCGGUGCCCGGGGGGGCCGCAGCAGUUCCUUCGAGUAUGCCGAUGAGGAGGAGGAAGAGGACGAUGAAGUCAAGGUGUGAACGGCCAUCCCUCCCAUCACAGGCCCCACCAGAGAUACUGGUGCCAGGGUCUUUGCCCUCCUCCCUGUGCCCCACCUGCUGGUGCCAGUGUCACCAGUAGACCCAGUGGGUCUCUCCUUGCCAAGUGGGGGCACUGGGCAGGCCGGGGAGGGCAGGAGGAGAGCCUGUCUCCUGGGGGGCUCUCUGGGGCUGGGCCAGGCUGCUGCAGAGGGCAGUGGGCACCACACAGCCAGGCAUAGCACCCCUUCUCCAGCCUCACGGCCAUGAGACAUCAAAGGAACAUUCCCAUGUGCCAAAGGAACCCCAAAUCCUUCCUACCCCAUCCCAUUCUCCCCAGCACCCUCUCUCUUAGCCCUCAGCCUGGCUCCACCUACAUGUCUGGGGACAUAUUCCAUCCUCCCACUGAUGUCCCCAGCCAUCCCCUGCAAUGGCAUAUGUGCCUCCCCAGAGAUAUUCCCACUGAUAGCUCUGGCAUGUAGGGGCUGGGGUCCCAAGGGGCAGGCAAACCCCACAGAGCUAAGUUUUCUCUUUUCCCCUGCCCCCCUCCCCCCACCAAAAGUUGUGUGCUCAGUGUUCGGGAGGUGAGAGCAUGCACAGAAAUAAUGAGGAAUCUUUCCACUUGCCUCCUGCUGCUGGGCAUCACUUAGGACAGCUUCCUUCCUGACCCCUGCUCCUCUCAGCAAUUGAGAGGGGAGAAACUUCUGGCUGACUGGUGGCAAAGGCAGGUUGUCAGGUCACCAGAUUCUGCAGUUCAGGCUCUAAAAACCCCUUCUUUUCACCCUGCCUCGGAACAAGGAGGCUCCUCUGCAGCCACUUGGCUUGUGCCACUAUCCUCGUGGUGGUGGCACAGUUUGUGUCUCCAUCCUUGUCCCCAUUCCCCACACACCCCCCUCUUUGCAGCGCGCCCCUUCCCAAGGGUAAUGUGGCCCGUGGCUAAUGUCCCUCUCUGAGUGUCCCUGGGUGACACAGCCGCCCUGGAAUGAGCUGCUCCCCACGCUGGCCCGUGUGCAAAGUGGCCCUCAUAGAAGCGCCUUUGUGCCAUGGUGUGGAGCCGACGUGCUCGGGGGCUGAGGUCACCGCAGGGACCCUCACAGGACCCCCCUUGUUCUCUGGGACAGGAGGGGGUGUGCAGUGGGAGGAGAUGCUGGGCCAUGGCUGCAGGACUCUGCUCCCACUCAGCUCGCCCGCCACCCGGCUGCUUUUGCUAGGAAGCUCUUCAGAGCAGGAUAAAGAGCUCCAGGGUGUGCAUGUACCGCACGUGGAAGUGCUACUUGCAGCCAGGCCACCCAGGUUAAGGGCAAGCCCGUGUUCCUCAGCCUCCCCAAGGGGCUGCCUCUUGCCAGCCACCAGCAGCAAACCAGGGCAGGCACCAGCUUCAGGAAGUCCCCAGGUCUGGCCAGUGGCACCCAGCAGGAUCAGCCUUAUUCUCCCUUGCACCUUCCAGGGUGGGGACCUGGGCUCUCAGGAUGAGCUCCCCUCUGCCCUCUGCUUUCCAGACCAUAACACAAGACCAAAAACCUGUAUCUGUGGAAUUAUCCUUUCUGCCUCCCCUCUGUAUCCCAUGCACUUAUUAUUGUCCUUAUUAAAACAGUUUUGAUACUAACUUC
Messenger RNA from Parus major (Great Tit), 3610 nucleotides. RefSeq names its product CDC42 effector protein 1 (gene CDC42EP1). The record is from RefSeq and is a predicted model, not a curated record. Lineage: Eukaryota; Metazoa; Chordata; Aves; Passeriformes; Paridae. The transcript has 3 exons. The coding region runs from base 759 to 2003 and encodes 414 amino acids.